AUGAAUAACACUAAAUAUCAAGAAUUCUUACAAAAGAAAAAAAAUCUAAUCAAAGAAAAUGAAGCACUAAUCAAGGAACAUGCUAAUUUAGAAACAGUAAUCGAAGCCCAAAGACGAAGAAAUGAGAUUGAAACUCGACAAAAAGAUAUUGCUGAUGAGUUAUUAAAAAUUCAUGUCGAAUUCCUGCAAAAUGAUGAAGAUGCAAUAGAAGAGGAACUAAAAGAGGAUAAUAAACUUAGUGAUGAAAUAUUAGCCCAAAGAAUUGGACUUAGUAAAGAUGAAACUCUGCAAAUCUUAUUCUGUUGA
Molecule: messenger RNA, 306 nt
Organism: Entrophospora sp. SA101
Lineage: Eukaryota; Fungi; Glomeromycota; Glomeromycetes; Entrophosporales; Entrophosporaceae
Source: the annotation of a GenBank genome assembly